Messenger RNA from Rhipicephalus sanguineus (brown dog tick), 1709 nucleotides. RefSeq lists its product as uncharacterized. Lineage: Eukaryota; Metazoa; Arthropoda; Arachnida; Ixodida; Ixodidae. The transcript is spliced from 3 exons. Bases 99 to 1355 code for a protein of 418 amino acids. The record is from RefSeq and is a predicted model, not a curated record.
AUAUUUGUUUGCUCGCGUAUUUCUCCAGGGAGGUAUAGCUGACACUGUGCAGCCGUUCACAAGAAUCAAAGAUCUACGUGAACGCCUUGCCUUCCACCAUGAGCGGGCUGUCAGGUCUCACUCAUUCCUUCGCCCGCAUGAUGGGCACAUUCUGCGGCGUCAUCUGGGACACGCGGACCGACUGGAGCGACGUUCUGGCCAUGAAGGGCGCCCGUGAGGUGCUCGAGGGCGUCAAGUACCCGGACGACGCCACCAGGCGGUCUCUGUACGCGUCCUGGCUCCGCGUACUCGCCUCCGACGUGUGGCAGGACUCAUUCGACCACCUCAUGCUCGAGUGCGUGGCUGCCACGCCGUCUCCUUCGAACCCCGAGAAGCCGCUGUACGCGGAUAUCUUCAAGGCCCACGAUCCCAUCGACCGGCACUUCCCCGACGUCGUGACUCCCGUCUUGAACCCCGAGAAGAGGCCGCGACUGUUCUCGGGCAAACGGAGGGCCGUCGAGCCGCUUCCUUCACUGCCGGGCUUCGUGGACUUCGUGGCGGACCUGCUGCGGAAGAGUCAGGACUCUAGGGCGGCCCUCGACGAAGCCGGCUUGAUCAUCGGCUUCUGCAGCCUGGCGCUAGCCACGGUCGUAGCCAAGCCGGCGGACCUGCGGGAGUUCUUGCAGACCCGCUUGAAGAGCGCGCUUGCCGCGGCAGUGCCGACGUCGUUCGAAGGCGAUGUCCACUGCCCGAGCGAAAGAUUCCUCUCCCAACUCACCCAGAAGGCGCACUUUAUCACCAGCCAGGUGAAGCCCUUCAUUGUGCUGCUGGUGCUCGGUCAGUACUGCUUCCACGCCGGCGCGAAGGAUGCUGCACCGAGUGCCGACAUGAAGUUCUUGGAGCAAGGCUUCCUGGAGCCAGCAAAGUUCGGCCAACUGGCGAUUGUCGAGCUGCUGUACAAGGCGGAGGAAGAAACGGGGAUCCCAGCUGCUGUGCUCAACAGGAAGCUUUGUGCAGAAUAUUUCCCACGCAGUCCAGAGGUCACGAUAACCAGCCAACGUGUUGAAGCGUUCCUGAAAGGCGGGGAAGAACCGAAGCAGCGAACCAGACCGUGGUGCCGUGCUGCCAACCGGCACUUCUUCAUGUACCUCAACUUGGACAUGAACUUGCCCUACGCAAUAAGGCUGACGGCGAUGGUGGCGUCAGACCCUGACCAUCAGCUGUGGCAGCGACCGGAGUACGCCCGAGUCCCUGCGUAUGAGAAGGAUAGGGUGCAACGGUGGGCCACGAACUUCAAGCGCGACUACCGCCGCGAAAGGGUCGUGGAGGAAUCUGCCAAGCGCGACACCAACCGCGGCCGCCAUGACAUCGUUUAGCGUUACGUGCCUCUUAGCGGUCAGCUGAAGUCAGUGUGCUUUUCUUUCAUUACGUAUGUUUUUCUCACCCGCUUUUAAACUAACGUCUUUCUGUUAUUAAGAUAUUUCAACCACGUACUGCCCAAUAGGAAUAAAAGCAUCGUUUUUUUCUCAAAAUUCGUUUUGUGAAUACCGAUCUUUAGAAAUUGAGUCCCCAAGCAACCUUGCGAUACCUAAAGCUGCAAGCACCGCUUCCGUUCUUUGUGUUUAUGGUGCCUUCUUAUAACACGAAGCAUUUGUACGCUCAUCCCAUGCAUUGGCCGGGAGAUACGUAUGCGCUUGCGUCGCAUAGUUUCGGAUUCUUUCAAUAAAACA